Messenger RNA from Paramuricea clavata, 2922 nucleotides. The record is from the annotation of a GenBank genome assembly. NCBI's taxonomy places the organism in Eukaryota, Metazoa, Cnidaria, Anthozoa, Malacalcyonacea, Plexauridae.
AUGUAUAAACACAAAAAACGCAUAGUUACUAAUUUGAUUAAAAAAUCAAAACAACGCUACUUUCAAGAUUCGAUUGAAGAAAACAAAGAUGACCCUAAAGGAAUAUGGAAAGCUCUAAAGCAAUUAGCAAAAACACAAAAACCAUCUAUUAAAAUAGCAGAGCUGACUGACGAUCACGGAAAUAAGUACACGGAGCCACAGAAAAUAUCCGAAAUUAUGAAUAAUUUCUUUAUUAACAUCUUAAAACAAGUGGGAGACAACACGACUCAAGCUGGAGAAUUUCUUCAUGAACACGUAAUUUCGGAGUUUGUAUCAUCGAAGAUCUUAGACGAUCAAGCCCAGUUUAGCAUUCCUGAAAUAACGAGUAAAGAUGUCCAAGAAAUAAUAGAUAAACUGUCAAAUAAUAAAGCUACAGGUUCUGAUGGAAUAAGUGUGAAACUCCUUAAACUGAUUGCACCGGUUUUUUGCGAACCAUUAACUAAAUUGUUAAAUUACUCGAUAGCCACCAAUACAUUUCCAUCUGCAUGGAAGAUGGCUCGUGUUACCCCCCUUUAUAAAGAUGGAGAACGUGAUCAGAGUAAUAACUACCGACCAAUAUCAGUAUUAUCUGUAUUGUCGAAGAUUCUUGAAAAGCACGUGGCCAAAUCCUUAAUGAAUUAUCUUGUAAACAACAACUUAUUAUAUGAACUACAAUCUGCAUUUCGAGAAGGUCAUUCUACAGAAUCAGCGUUGAUAAAACUUACUGAUCAAAUAUUGUCAAACAUGGAUCAAGAUAAUGUUACUGGCGUUUUGUUUAUAGACUUUAAGAAGGCGUUUGACAUUGUGGACCAUCAAAUUAUGCUAAAGAAACUUAAACUAUACAGAGCUAGUGAGUCUACCCUUCAAUGGUUUAAAUCGUAUCUUACCAACCGAUCGCAAUUCGUUACAAUUGAUGGUAAACAAUCUCGACCACAAUUUGUAACACACGGCGUACCUCAGGGAUCUGUAUUGGGCCCUAUAUUGUUCCUUCUGUUUGUCAACGAUAUUCCCCUUCAUGUUUCAAAUUCGAACUUAGAUAUAUUUGCAGAUGACACAACGUUAUCAGCUAGUACACAGUGGACGAAUAUCCCUUCCAUGGUUCAAGAUUUGAAAAAAGACCUCGAUAGUAUAUGUAAUUGGUCCAUUAACAACAAAAUGGUCAUCAAUACGGAAAAGACCAAAUCUAUGCUUGUUACCGGAAAGCGUUUAAGGAAGAAAAUACCAGACGAACAUCUUCAAAUGGAUCUUGCUUUAGGAAGUACGACAGUAUCCCAAGUAGAAAGUCAAAAACUCCUUGGUGUUAUAGUAGAUCAAGAUUUAGCAUAUGAAGAUCAUAUAGACAGUCUAUGUAAACAGAUCUCAAAACGACUCGGUCUGCUGAAGCACAUCAGUCCAUAUUUAAAAAAACAACAAAGAGAAAUUUAUUAUAAUGGGAUCAUUAAACCAAAGCUUAUGUAUGGAAGUGCUGUAUGGUCAUGUUGCAGUAAAGAGAAUCUUGACAGAAUACUGAAACUACAAAAGAGGGCAGCAAGAAUUAUUUUAAGCGUGGAAAAGACAACGCCUUCGAAAACUCUCUUUAAUGGGUUAAAUUGGAUUCCUUUCACUGAUGAACUAUUUAUUAGAAGAAGUAGUAUAGUUUACAAACGUGUAAAAGACUCAUACAACUGUCCUAUAUAUAUUAAUUCUAUGCUGGUGAGAAAUUCUGACAUCCACAAUCGAGAAACACGUUUUUCCAAGAUUAACAUGAUAUGCCCCCGAUAUAAUCGAAUAACGGAGGGUGGAAAAACAUUCGCAGUGAGGGCUAUCAAAGACUGGAAUACUAUUAAUGUAAAAAUCAGGAAUUCUGCAAGCCUAUACAGUUUUAAACAUAGACUAUACAAGGAUUUUUUAGAUGCUCAAAAACUUUCCUAAUUUUAAAGUACUUAAAACAAUUAACUUUAAUUGUAGUUAUUAUAAUGAUUCUUCACUUCAUGUAUAUAUAUUUUAAUAUCCUUAGACUUAGAAAUACUGUAAGAAUGCUACCAGAGGACCACGGAGUUAUCAGUAUUCGUACUGUCAAGUGUUAUCCUCUAUAAAUAAAGUCUCUAAAUCUAAAUCUAAACCUAUUGUUGUUGCAAAGACAUCCAACUAUCAUACUAUCUUAGAGAAAGCUAUUGAGAAGCAGAAAGCAUUCAACCGAAAGUUCGAUACUGACAAGGAACAUGUCUUGGUGUACGAGGAUGGAAGCCACGCACAACUCAUGCCAGGGUGCAAAAGCUUCUUUCAACUUGACAAUUACAAAGCAGAAGUUGGGAAAGAUGUCAAGAGAAUAACCUUAUACCUAUGUACCACUGAGGACCUAAAUAGUUCAGAAGAGGUAACUUACAGCAAAUGCGAAAGUCCCAGUUCCCCUGAAGGUGUAUUCAAUAAUGAGGAUUUGCCAGAUGAGUUGCAAAACCAAAUUUGUAGUGAUGAGAAAGUAGCACGCGAAUUGCAGAACCAACUAGAUUCAGAGGCACAGCUGUCUCCUGACGAUGUGGUACAUGUAUCAGAGGAAGAAUCACCACUACCUACUUUAGGAGAAACACUACGAAAACCUGAAGAUGUUAUUGUGAAGUUGCGGAGUGAGGUAGACAAUGAUAGUAUUGACAACUUUUUCCUUGUGAUUAGGCGAGGUAUCAGCUUGUCAAGGCUGUUUGCUUUGUGGCAACGGCAAGAAAAAAGGACCCUGUAACUAAGGUUGUCCGAAUACGUAUAAUUGGAGAGAAUGGCAUUGAUUCUGGUGCAAUAGCUAACAAAUUUCUAGAAACAUCCAUCAGAAACAUUGAACAGGUUAUGUUCCCUGAUGGCUUUCCAGUAGACUCCACACUUCAUGUUCAAAAUGGAAUUACCACACUGCUGGAGAGAUUUCUGCAGUAUCCUUAG